AGGGUAUUCAUACUUUUUUUCUGUAAUCGUGUUUUACACUAGUCAAGUUGGAGUUCGAUUACGGCCCAAGCUCUUCUUACUAUCAGAUGUCUACAGACAUCUAUGAUGGCUUUAAUUUGUAUACAUUGCCUGAAAAAUUCUAUCUGGAACCUCGCGACCGCGAUGGAAAUCUUUUAUCACAGCAAUACCUCGAAAUAGAUCGUCAUACCAAUCAAAUACGAGUCUCAAAUACUGUAGAGCAUCGGAUACCAUUAACGGAUGCUGAUAUUCAAUAUAUUCACGGUUUACUAGGCAUUAUUCCAAUUGUCUCAGGAAUGGCAUUGAUAGUCAUAAAGAAAUCACGCUUGGUCGGAAACCUAAAUGGACAUCCAAUCUAUAUUAUAACCGAAACAGACGUUAUACCUUACAAGAAAACCACGUUGCAUUUAACGGAAAAGCAAAUAUGGUAUAAUCGGCAUUUCACUGAAAUGUUGCAAAGUGUACUUGCUGUACCUGGUUUCUAUUUUUCUUACUCUAUAGACUUGUCUCGUUCACUACAAUGGUUAAGCGAAAAUGGUACACCUGAGUUCAAGGAAACCUCCAUGGUCGAUCGAGCUGAUGAUCGAUUUAUUUGGAACGCAUUCCUCCUUUCUCAACUUCGUGCUGUGAAAGGCUACGAGAAAUUUGCUCUACCCAUUAUCCAUGGAUUCUAUGGUGAAGUCCUUCAUUGUAUAAAUGGACAUCAGUUCAAAUUGUCACUAAUUUCGAGACGGAGCAAGUAUAGGGCUGGUGUGCGUUUUUACAAGCGUGGAGUGAGCUCAGACGGACAUCCUGCUAAUUUUGUAGAAACCGAGCAAAUUGUUGAGACUAUUUCCGGUGGAGGACGGCGACUGACAUCCUUCUUGCAGAUGCGCGGAUCCAUCCCGCUUCUUUGGUCUCAAAAACCGAAUCUGAAAUGGCAGCCCAUGCCCACGAUGAGGGCCAGUGAUGAUCAGUUGACCGCAUAUGUCCGACAUUUCGAAAAUCAAAAGAAACACUACGGCGGCGUCCAUGUUAUUGUCAAUCUUGUGAACCAAGUUGGACGAGAGAGAAAACUCGGUAGCGAACUAGAAAGAAUUGUACAGCAAGCUAAUCUUAGCUAUGUUAGGUAUAAUCCAUUUGACUUCCACAAGGAAUGUCAUGCUAUGCAGUGGCAUAGGCUAUCUUUGUUAAGGGAUCAGCUACGACAGGAAAUUACUCAGUUUGGAUUUUUCGCUGCGUCUGAUGUUUUGGCUGAAGCGGACUUUACUCAAAGGUACCAAACAGGUUUCUUCAGAACCAACUGCAUGGAUUGUUUAGAUCGCACUAAUGUGGUACAAGCUUUGAUCGCACGGGAGUCCUUAACCGACCAGCUAUAUUACUUAGGAAUAUUGAAUACCGGCCAAAGAGUAGAAACCUGUGAAGACCUUGAAACGUCAUUCAAGCAUAUCUGGGCGGAUAAUGGAGACGAGUGUAGCCGACAAUAUGCGGGUACUGGAGCGUUGAAGGCUGACUUUACUCGACUUGGGAAACGAACUUAUACUGGUGCCAUAAAUGAUGGGAUUAAUGCCGUAACACGAUAUUUUCGCAAUAAUUUUGCUGAUGGGUACAGACAAGAUGCCAUGGAUGUUUUCUUGGGAAAUUAUGUAAUAGAUGUUGAUAAUCUGCCGUCUAGCUUGGAAGCUGCAUUAAUAUCACUGGAUCAAAACGGAAUUGCUCUCUUAGCUGCGAGUUUUGCUAUGGCAAUGACUAUACUUUGUGUUCUAGUCGCAGAGAAUAUCUCAGCAACGCUGUUUUGGUUUGGAGUAUUCUUGGUAUGCAUGAUGUUCAUCUUCCUGAAUGGCGAAGAAUUUGUGAAUGCUCCCAAGCUGAAGCUCGAUUGAGCUAUGCACAAACUAUUCUAAUUUCUCAGUCACUGUAUUUACUGAGCCCCUUGCCAUUCCUUUUUGUGCAUUAUUUUCGGUGCAAUAUAUUAAUUAGCAGCUAAACACCUUGCACGCUCUUAGGACAUGCUUAAAGCAUCUUCGUUACUAAUCAAAUGCGGUGAUUGUCUCUGAUGUAAUUGUUGUGAGAAGUUCCUGUGAUCAUUCUGAUUAGACUGGAAUCAGAUUGAUGCUGCUGUGCGGUAUUUUGGUGUUGGUCGUCAGGUUGUAUUUCAGUCAGA
Cylicocyclus nassatus is the source of this 2161-nucleotide messenger RNA. The record is from the annotation of a GenBank genome assembly. Lineage: Eukaryota; Metazoa; Nematoda; Chromadorea; Rhabditida; Strongylidae.